GUUGUGUCAUGGCAACCAAGCUUCGGUUAAUAAUUCCCUUUCCGUCCAGCUCCAGCGCACUCCGCAGGAUGAUAGCAUUAGUGCGUUGUUUGGCGAGGAGGAUGGUGAUGAUGAUCACGAUCACCUCCAGCUGCAUCGUCCCGACACCGGGAUAACUUCACCGGGAGAGGAUGACGACGUGGAAUUUGAAAUCAGCGUGCAGGAGGAAAAAGGGCCAGCAAUGCCCGGGUCUUAUUCAACUGGUACGGCACCUCCGGUCAUCUCGGUCGUCCCUCCUGGCAGUUUUAUUGCGACUACUUCUACCGGUAAUCAACAUCCUCUGGACACGACCCCCCACGACGACAAUUUCCGCCGGGCCCGCGCGAGUAGCUUGACGUGUGCGACGCAGCGGGAUUUGGAAAGAC
This is a messenger RNA of Amoebophrya sp. A120, 404 nucleotides long. The record is from the annotation of a GenBank genome assembly. NCBI's taxonomy places the organism in Eukaryota, Dinophyceae, Syndiniales, Amoebophryaceae.